GGAUGCCGAAAAUUUUGGGAGGGGUCCCGAGGGGGAUUUUGGGGGUCCCUGAGCCCGAUUUUGGGGGGUUUUGGCCCUCGCAGGACAUCAAGAGCGGGCGCUCGCCGCUGCUGCACGCCGUGGAGAGCGGCAGCCUGGAAAUGGCCGAGCUGCUGCUGCAGCACGGCGCCAGCGUGAACGCGCAGUCCUACGCCGGCUGCACGGCGCUGCACGCGGCCGCCGGCCGGGGGCUGCUGCGGCUGCUGCGGCUGCUGCUGCGCUGCGGCGCCGACUGCGGCCUGCGCAACCUGCACAACGACACCGCCGCCGCCGUGGCCGCCAGCGCCCAG
Molecule: messenger RNA, 329 nt
Organism: Lonchura striata (white-rumped munia)
Lineage: Eukaryota; Metazoa; Chordata; Aves; Passeriformes; Estrildidae
Source: RefSeq, a predicted model, not a curated record